AUGCACGUUGCUCUCGCUCUAUCCUACGUUGUAGCUGUUGCUACAGCGUCACCCGUUGGGUUUCUUUCAGAGCUUUUCAAGCGGGAAAGCUCAGACAGCUCAGACGACUUCAGCCCGCUAGAGGUAUAUCCUGGCAAUUUAACGCAAAUGUCCAACUGGUCAAACUGGACCAACCCUUCGAACUGGAACAGCACUUCGGGAUUCAAUGGCACCGGUAACGGUACUGUUGGUGGUGGAAACGGUACUGCUGUUGGUGGAAACGGCACCACAGGCGGAUUCCCAGGCAUCGGCUGGCCAUCGCCCAAGUUGCAGGUUUUCAUCACGGGCGGUGAAUACCAGAUGUCCAACUGGACGAUGUCUCCGGACGUGGAAGUCACCACUUUGUUCAACCACUCGUCUCUCAACGCAACGUAUCUAUACAGCGUAGCAGCCUCGGUCUCUAGCUCGCUAGAAAGCGAGCAGUACACAGGCGUGGUGGUUGUUGGAUCGGAAGCAGCUCUGGAAUCGCUUGGUUUCUUCCUCAGCGUCGUGACAGACUCGCCAAAGAGCCUGGUGGUCACUGACGAUGUGGACACAGGUAUCCAGGUUGCAUGGUCUGAGGACUCAUGGUGGCGCGGAGUCUUGGUGGCCCACAAAACGUCUAUCUACUCUGGGGCCCUUUACUCGGCCUCUAAGCCUCAUGCGGGCAAGAUAGGCGCUAUUUAUCAGUACGAACCUUGGUUCUGGUUCACACCUGCAUGGCCCACUUUCUUGUCGCCUGACAACACGCUACGCUACGAAUACACCAAUUUCACCGAAGUUACAACGGCAAAUUCAACUUUCAGCUCCUCUGCUCCAACCAUCCCCGUGCUGUACGACGGCUACUUCGACCCAUCGCUAGUGAACUCGCUCAGCAGCUCCAUUAAGGGUCUGGUCGUGGUUUCUUCUGGCAAUUCGACCACCAGCGAGCUCAAAUCGCCUUCUGUGCCUGUUGUGUUCACCUCCGAUGACGCAGAGCCCGUCUUUGAAGAAGACGUACCUUCUGGUGCCAUUGCUGGCGGCUUGUUUUCGCCUGUGCAAGCACAGCUACUACUAUCGAUUGCCAUUGCCAGUAACGCUACUGAUCCUUCCGGUUUGCAAGACUUGUUUUUGUCAUAG
Lachancea sp. 'fantastica' is the source of this 1137-nucleotide messenger RNA. The record is from the annotation of a GenBank genome assembly. NCBI's taxonomy places the organism in Eukaryota, Fungi, Ascomycota, Saccharomycetes, Saccharomycetales, Saccharomycetaceae.